Molecule: messenger RNA, 813 nt
Organism: Miscanthus lutarioriparius
Lineage: Eukaryota; Viridiplantae; Streptophyta; Magnoliopsida; Poales; Poaceae
Source: the annotation of a GenBank genome assembly
AUGGAGGCGGCGCCCGGGGCAGCUCCUCCGCUGUUCGCCGUCGUCCUGGCGACGUCUAGCGGAGUCGGCGGCGAACGGACCCCGCCGACGUUCGCGAGCCUAAGGGAGGAGCUCCUCCAGCUCCACGCCGAAGCCGACCUCACCCAAUCCAAAGCAAAUAGCGCGAGGGUAAGGCUUGUGCGGUUGACUGAGGCUGCUGAGAAUCUUAAGAAGCGAGCCGCAACCAGUGUCCGGAUGGGCAAAGAGAACGAGGCUGUGGAUUUACUUGUGCAGAAGAAGAAAUUGACCAAAGCCCUGGAGAACAUUAAAGAGCGCAUUGAGGUGCUUGACAGGCUCUCCGCAAAGAUUAGUGAGGUAAUUUCGAUGAAGCAAAACAUGUUAAUUGAGUAUGCGUUGCGUCCAGGGACAUCUAAUGGUGAUAACUCUGAUGAGAAUAUAAGGGUUUUCUCCAGUACAGUCAAUGAUGGAACCAUUGGAGCUGAGAGUAGCGAUUCUCAUCCAAAAUCGGUUGAAAAUGAAUCUUUUGAGUUGAGAAAGGAGGCACAUGCAAUUGCAAGCAUGGUUGGCCACCCAGAGCAAAAUGCACUUCAGAUGUCCGAUAGCUUCUCAUUUAUAAACAAUCCUGACCCAGCAAACAACAUAAAGAAUCAUUCUGCAUAUGAUGGCCUUAUAGAGCAUAUUAAUUUACAGAUGAAAUCAUUGGAAUAUGAAAUUGAACAGUUCAUCAGUUCCCAAUCAGUCAAGAAGGUGUGGGCAGUGAGAAGCAGAGAAGUGACAAGUGGCAAAGGUUAUCUGACAUACAGAUGCUUGUAA